CCACUAUACCUCGAGAACGAAGCAGUUUUAAGUGAUGCUGUUGAAAUUACUAUUAAUUAUUGUUAAAUUAUAUUGAAAUUGCAAGUUAAUUAAAUUUGAUUAAACAUGACAGACACUCCGUUACAUACAAUUCACUGACAUCGAUAUGUACAGAGAUGUCAUGACUGGACCGUUUCCUAAGAAAACUAAAAUAAAUAUAGUCGUAAUACCAUUCUUCUUAUUUCUGAAAUAUAUGUCCGGGAUACAUAUCUAUAUUCAUUCAUAUUCAGUAGUCUCCUGUAUUUGUAUAAAGUCCUGUAUAAAGUCGAUGUAGAGUCCGAUAGAUUUUUGAAAGAAUUACCCAUAAAUUUAAUAAUUUAAUCUGAACUUUUUCGGUAAUGUCGACACAAUUAGGCAUACACCAAUCUCAAUCUAGGGUUUGAAGUGUAGCGUCAAACAUGUCUGAUAUCAAUCCUACUUGAGUGAAACACAUUCUAGAUCAAUCCUAAAUGAUAUCAAACAUGUUUGAUGUUAGAUUGUAAAUAUUUUUUUCUCGUAGACAUCGAAAUAUAAAAUAAAUAAAUAAAGUCAAUAAAUUGCUUUAAAAUUAAUGUGAAUUUUGAACUAAAAUACAUUUCAAAUUAUGUUUACAGUUAGCGAAAAAAUGUAUUAAUAGCAUAUUUCGAUAUCAAACAAGAUUGAGUCAAACAGAAUUAGAUGGAAUAAAAGAAAAACGUUUGCAGAAAUAAUGCAGCAGUAUUUUAUACUUCUCCAAGUCCAUAACCAAUCUAAAACUGUUUAUUGUUGAUUGAUUCAGAUCUUCAGUCGAUUGAAUAACUACGUUCUUGACAAAUGACACCAGGUCUGCUUGUUAAUGGCAUUUUAACUCUUUCCAUUGUUUGAAUCAUCUAUUCCACACCCAUUGGUGGAUCUAGAAUUAUUCAUUGGUACACGCGGUAUACGAUAAAGUGUGAGAUACGUGCAGAUAAUUUAAUAUUUAGCUUAAUAGAUAGAGAAUUUAAUUCUCUAGGAAACUGUCGAUUUUACUUUAAAAUUAUUUUCGAAAUUUCAGCAGAAUAUUCACGAUAUUAAAAUAUUCUAAUUUUCUAAAAUGGCAAGGAAUAAACUUAACUUCUUUAGCGAAGCGUUGCCGAUUUCUCAGUUCAACUUAUAUUUAAUUAUUUUAACGUCAAAAGAUGCAGAAUUUUAUUUUGUACAAUCUGACACUAUUUGUGUUAAAUGUUUAUUGUUUUUUGAGGGAAGAAAAGUCCUAAAUUGACUGACUUACGUAGAAAAUCCAUAUUAUCGGCAUUUUGCCCUCAAACUCAAAAUUUAAAGUCAUGCAUUUUAUAUCGAAAGAUGCAGAAUUUCUCACGUUAUAAGAUCACAUACAGCAGAAAAUAAAAAUUUAAUUUUAAAGUAUAGAAUAAUAUUGGAUGCUACUAAAGAUGAAUCCACCUAAACUCUUUUGAAACUUUCAUGAGAGCCACCUUGAUUUAGAACGAUUUUGCUUUGCCACAUGAAGUAUGGGACUUUGCAUAGAAUUUCGGGCUGAAUUUAAUGGUGUAUUAUGUUUUAAUUAAUAAAUCUCUUUUAGUCAAAUACGCUAAGAAGAACUUCGAUUAGAUAGAGGAUCAAUUUUCAUAACAUAACAUUUUAGUAUUUUUAUUUCCACAGUGAUGAUUCAAAAUUAAUUUUAAAAUAAAAUCGACAGUUUCCUAGAGAAUUAAAUACUCUAUUGUUUAAGCUAAAUAUUAAACGUUUAAACACAAGUCAAUAUAGAUAAAAAUUUGAUAGAAAAGUGGCUUCAGGACUUCUGGAUCACCCUUUAUAUCCGUCAUUAUAAUAAAACUUAGCUAAAUCUAAUCUAAUUUGAUUGUCUAGAAGAAAUGGCCGUCUCUGGAUUUUUGAUUUCUUUCUUGUUCCUGUAUUCAGCUACCUUUUUUUCAAAGAUCUGUAACAAAAGCAUAGACAACAUUUUUUUGUUGUUUCACUUAUCAUAGAGUGACCAUCUUACAAAAGAAACGCACAAGAGUGCGAAAUGCAUGUACCUCUAAAGCACUGUUCUUUAGUGUUAUGGGUAUUCGCAGUAUAAUGCAUUCACGGUCGUUGAAGUUUUAUAAGAUUUUGAAGCUAUACACACAACUCUCAACGAACAGAUAUCAAAAAUCGAAAUCUUAGGAUCUCAUCUUCCAUAAAUACAUUGGCGGUUAUCUUAACAAAACACUCAUCCACCUACAGGGAAUAUCUCUUAACUACUGGACUUUAACUUUAAGAUCAAUAGUCUGUCACUUGAUUGAAUCACAAUUUAGGAGUACAUGUGAGAGGUUGCAGUUGUUGUAUGUUUUUUGUUCGGCAAGGAAAAAUCUCUUUUAUCAAUCUGAAGCUUACUAGAAAAAUUUAUAUUGUCUUUGUGACAAUUAUCAAAAGUCUUGUUUUUCCACAUCUAUCAGAGACAUUCAGAGAACGGAUUUAAAAAAAACUAAAUGAAUGACUUUAAUCUGCUGUAUAAACUGUUAUGUUGCAUCAUUAUUAAUUGAAAAACAAAAUUGUCAACAAAUUAUCAGUCACCUAUAGCGUUUGAAUAAUAAUGUUUGCAUUCGAAUAUUUAACAAGACGUUGUCCUCAAGUACAUCAUUCCUAUCAUACUUGCGAAUUAGUGUGGCCAGCGACACAGUCAAAUAGGUAGUGGAUUAGAUCGAGCACAACGUAUUGAACAUGGUGUUGAUAUAGCCACUAAAGAAAAUACAUUACAGACAAUAAUAAAGAUAAAGCAAUAUGUGGCCGUUGAGAUAUGUUUGACAUCAAAUAAACAAAUAUUAGAUGUAAUAAAUAAUGAACAUCUAUUUCCAUUGUAUGUCACAUCUGGUAUACCUGUUGUUUUAGCUAUGGAUGAUGCAAGUAUAUUAUGUAUAACAUUAACAGAACAAUUUGCAUUUAGUGUCUAUCGUUAUUAG
This is a messenger RNA of Didymodactylos carnosus, 2936 nucleotides long. The record is from the annotation of a GenBank genome assembly. Lineage: Eukaryota; Metazoa; Rotifera; Eurotatoria; Philodinida; Philodinidae.